CAACCACUGCGGCCCAGCAGGCAGGACCGUGAUUUGCAAUAAUUCUGAGCCCAGUUCGUUCAAGAACCUUCCAGUAACUAGUUCAGAUAGUAUAUAAACCUGCUGCCGAGUCAGCUGCAGUUGUAUACACCAUCGAACACCCGAACAACUACGACGCAGUAGUCGAGAGCUCCGAAUUCGUAUUAUCUGUCACAAUAGUUUGCUGCAACAAGUUAAACGUGAAAUAAAACCCGUUAUCGAACGAAAUACAUAAGAUAUUAUACAAAAAUCAGUGAAGAUAUUGCGAAAAUGCCGGAAAAGCUGUUGAAAAUCACCUAUCAGGGAGCCGCCGUCGCUGGACCCCAAAAGAAAAUAAACGCAUACUUGCGUAUGCCCAGCCAGAAUUACACCAUAUUGCGCCGCGAAAUAGAGCUAUAUCUAUUCCAGGAACGUCAGCUGCCCAAAUGCGACAUUAGGACCUUCUGGAUUGAUACUGACCAGGAUGAAAUCGAAAUUAUCAACCAAAAUGACUAUGAGAUUUUCCUGGCCAAGUGCGAGGACAAUAUGCAUGUUCAGGUGGCUCCAUUGGCGUCCGUAGAGGAGGAGCCAAAGGCCUUCAAGCAGGAGAGUUCCUCGGCCCACGCUGGAGCUCCUUCCGUCGACGAUCCGAGCAAUUUCACCAUCCACGACUCCGUUGAGUGCGAUGGCUGCGGCUUGGCCCCGUUGAUUGGCUUCCGCUACAAGUGCAUCCAGUGCAGCAACUACGAUCUUUGCCAGAAAUGUGAGGCAGCCCACAAGCAUCCCGAGCACUUGAUGCUUCGCAUGCCGACCAACAAUGGACCCAGCACGAUUGAUGCCUGGAUUACCGGGGGUAAUCCAUUGGGACGCCGCUGCGGCCGUCGCUCCAGGGGUCACUGCCCCUUCCAGGAGGCAGCUCAGGCCGCUCCCGCUGGCGAUUCCGCCAGGGAGAGUCGCCGCGAGCGUCGUCAUGCCCGUCGCCAUGGCGGUGUCUUGUCCCAGUUUGUGGAAAUGAUGACCAACUUGCCGUUGAACGAAACUACGGCCACUGCACCUGCAGCUGAACCGGAGAAGCCCAAGGCUGCAGAGCCAUCCACAAGUGCUCCCCAAGCUGAGCCCACUGUAACGGCUCAAAAGGCUGCCGAAACCGAAGCCAAGCCAACUGAGCCAAAGAAAAUAAACACUGCUCCAACUGUUCCGCCGACCGAGGAUCCAGUUACUACCCCAACUACUCCGGUGAUCAAUCUGGAGAACUUGACUCAGAUGGUACCACCCGAGUACAUGCGCGCUGGCAUCGAGAUCCUAAACAAUUUCAGCGAAAUGUUUGCCAAGAUGAUCGAUCCUGCUGAGACAGGAGAUUCGGGAAUUUUUGCUCCCUCCAUGACUCCCACUACCGAGGCCAAGAAACCAGAGGAGAAGGCUCAAUCCAGUGGCCAGUCAACGGCUUCUUCGGCCAGCCAGUCGGCUGCUCCCUCUGCUGUUCCCUCAGCUGCUCCAUCGGCCAGCCAGUCAGCUGCUCCCUCUGCUGCUCCCUCAGCUGUACCCUCAACCACUCCCUCUAUUUCUGGAUCCAUCUCCGAUGCUCCGUCCGAGACAGAGCCCUUGAUUGCCAAGCCAGCUGAAGCUGCACCAGUUUCGGUGACCAACAGCGAGCCAGAGGAGGAAAGACGCCGUUCGGACAGCCCGGACCCGGACUGGCAGGUUAUCGACAAUGCUUACUCAGCAAACAACACCAACUUGAUCAACUUGGAAUCGGCCAAUCCCACAGCUGCUCCCCAGCAGCCGGUGCGUGACUUUGGCCAGCUGGGCGAACUUCUGCGUCAGCACAUCAACGAAGAGGCUCGCGUUGAGCAGGCUACAGCCAACACCCAGACUUCUCAGGUGGAUACGGUGACCACGUCGACCUCGACCACAUCCGUGUCCACCAAUAGCGUCGGCACCUCACCAGCAGCUCCCGAGGAGAAACGCAGUGUUCCCGUCUACCACACUGAUGAACGCAUCAAUGCAUCCAUCCAUGCCAUGAUGGCCAUGGGAUUCAGCAACGAGGGCGCCUGGCUCACCCAGUUACUGGAGUCGGUUCAAGGCAAUAUUCCAGCCGCGUUGGACAUAAUGCAUGUCUCGCAGAACCGCAACUAAAUAUUCAUAUACAUUAUCCAUAUAUCUACUAUAUAUCUUCAAUAUGUAUAGGACCCAAUGAGAAAAGGGGAUUUGUUUUAUCCUUUCCGUUACCUAUGUAGUUUUAGUUUUUUCUGAGGUGCUUGAUUACUCUCGUUACCAAAAAAUGUAAGUGAAAAUGUAUGUAUUUUAUGUUUUAAAUAAUCAACAGCUAUAUAUGUGAAAUUACAAUAAAGGCACAAAAUCAAAAUGA
Messenger RNA from Drosophila takahashii, 2365 nucleotides. RefSeq names its product refractory to sigma P (gene ref(2)P). Gene Ontology annotation, cellular component: aggresome; amphisome. Gene Ontology annotation, biological process: mitophagy; aggrephagy; endosome organization. Gene Ontology annotation, molecular function: zinc ion binding; protein kinase C binding; K63-linked polyubiquitin modification-dependent protein binding. NCBI's taxonomy places the organism in Eukaryota, Metazoa, Arthropoda, Insecta, Diptera, Drosophilidae. The record is from RefSeq and is a predicted model, not a curated record.